AUGAAUCUCGCUUUGAUCGAUCCGUUUGUCCUUGCUCAAGAUUACCCAGAUGCCCUUACCGGCAAGCUUCGCUGCGGACAUGCUACUUGCUUAAGGUUCAACCGUAAGGGUGACUUCCUGGCUUCCGGACGAGUCGAUGGCACGAUCGUGAUAUUUGACGUGGAAACCAAUGGCGUAGCUCGAAAGCUACGAGGACACAGCAAACAGAUUCAGAGUCUGAGAUAUCUACUCAGUUCCUCACAGGAUUGGAACUGGCUCUUUGUGGCUUCGCUAUUCGAAAAGCAACCGGUUCUCGUCGAUAUCUCCGCUCCACGACCCGUGAAACGGAUCCUCCCUUCCGCUCCCCUUCGACCCCAGCUCGAAGAUACCGAUCCAGCAGUAACUGCAAAACAAGCAGCACAAGAUGCAAAGCAUUCAACCUGCGUCACAAUAUUCACUGCGCUGGGCAACCACAUCAUAUCAGGCACAUCGAAGGGCUGGAUUAAUAUCAUCGAAACCCAAACCUGCACCACAAUCCACUCAACCAGAUUAUGCAACGGCGUCGUAAUCCUCCUCCGCCUAGCUAGAAAUGGGCGCGACCUCCUCGUUAACAGUUCAGAUCGUGUUAUUCGCACAGUAAUUAUACCCCGACCUAUCCCCUACUCGGAGUCAGCCUCGACCCCUCCGCCAUAA
Molecule: messenger RNA, 672 nt
Organism: Histoplasma mississippiense
Lineage: Eukaryota; Fungi; Ascomycota; Eurotiomycetes; Onygenales; Ajellomycetaceae
Exons: 5
Coding region: 1-672 (223 amino acids)
Cellular component (GO): Set1C/COMPASS complex
Molecular function (GO): protein binding
Source: RefSeq, a predicted model, not a curated record